Molecule: messenger RNA, 1458 nt
Organism: Malus domestica (apple)
Lineage: Eukaryota; Viridiplantae; Streptophyta; Magnoliopsida; Rosales; Rosaceae
Product: perakine reductase-like
Cellular component (GO): cytoplasm
Source: RefSeq, a predicted model, not a curated record
AUAUUACAUAUAAUAUACUAGUGAUGUGUGGCACUCAAUCCUACUUACGUUUGGGAUUCAUCUUCUAAUAGUGGAAGCAAUCAAAAGAAACUAUCAUUGGAAAAGAGGAAUAAUAUGGCCGAGGGGCAAGAAAUACAGAUUCCAAGAGUUAAACUUGGAACCCAAGGAUUUGAGGUGUCAAAAUUAGGGCUUGGAUGCAUGGGACUUAGCUGGAUAAACUCUCCAGAUGCCGAAAAGGAAGGAAUCUCAGUAAUAAAACAUGCCUUCAGCAAAGGAAUCACCUUCUUCGACACAUCUGAUAUAUAUGGAACUGUGAAUUACAAUGAAAUUCUACCUGAUCAUUCCAAUGAAAUUCUUGUAGGCAAGGCGUUGAAGGAAAUGCCGAGAGAAAAAGUUCAGUUAGCCACGAAAUUCGGUAUUGUAAGUAUAAGCUUCGGACACGGACAGCCUCGUUGGGAAGUAAGGGGCGAUCCGGAGUAUGUUAGGUCGUGCUGCCAGGCGAGCUUGAAGCGCCUUGGUGUCGACUACAUUGAUCUCUACUACCAACACCGGGUGGAUCAAUCCGUACCUAUUGAGGACACGAUGGGGGAGCUGAAGAAACUUGUGGAAGAAGGAAAGAUAAAGUAUAUCGGAUUAUCAGAAGCGAGCCCGGACACGAUUAGGAGGGCUCAUGCAGUUCAUCCCAUCACAGCCAUACAAAUGGAGUGGUCACUUUGGACUCGUGAUAUCGAGGAAGAGAUUAUUCCACUUUGCAGGGAACGUGGCAUUGGAAUCGUUCCAUAUAGUCCUCUUGGCCGUGGUUUUUUUGCCGGAAAAGCGGUUUUGGAGAAAUUGGAUUCUAAAGUUCAUGCGGCUGCACAUCCUCGGUUGACAGGAGAGAACUUGGAAAAAAACAAACAGAUAUAUUAUCGGAUCGAAAACCUUGCUAAAAAACACGAAUGCUGUGCUGCUCAACUAGCCCUCUCAUGGGUUCUCCACAGAGGAAAUGACGUUGUUCCGAUCCCCGGGACGACGAAAAUUAAGAACCUGGAUGUGAACAUUGGCGCUAUGGCGCUGAAACUCAAAGAAGAGGACCUGAAAGAAAUUUCCGAUGCUGUGCCUCUCGACGAAGUAGCCGGCGAGAAAAUUUUCGAAAAUGCAAGUCCCCUGCAAUGGAAAUUCGCCAACACUCCGCGAAGGAAUCCGAAUUAAGGAUUUAAAUUUGAGCCAGACCUUUGAUGAUAUGCCUAAUGUUGGAAAAUACUAGUCCUUUUAUGUUUAUUUAAUUAUUUGGGUUCAUGUAGAUAAUAUCCAUUGUUAGGAGAGUUAAAGUUUCUUAGAUUUUGUUCUCUAUAAAUAUAGUUUGUACUUUAGUAUGAUAAACGAGUGAGUCACAAUGUAGUCAGUUUGGAUUAUGUAGCCGUCUCGACAAAUUUGUAGUAUUUCUUCAUUUUCAAUAAUAUUCCUAGUUUUGUAGAC